Magallana angulata is the source of this 3191-nucleotide messenger RNA. RefSeq lists its product as uncharacterized. The transcript is spliced from 5 exons. The coding region runs from base 707 to 3094 and encodes 795 amino acids. The record is from RefSeq and is a predicted model, not a curated record. Lineage: Eukaryota; Metazoa; Mollusca; Bivalvia; Ostreida; Ostreidae.
GCUAACCGGUAUUUAGACCUACCGCGCUAAUAAAAAAAUCAAGUGAAGGUGCAUGGUGACAUGGUAAAGACGACUUGUGUUAACUUUAUACCAACAUUGGUACAGUUUGUUGGACAGGAAUUAUUCUGAAAGAAAUAAUAUUGCGCAAAAUCUUAACAUCACAAAAAUAUAACUGUUUAAUGGAUGUGCUAAACACGGUAUUCGGAUUUGAGGAAAUUCGAACUAGAUGAUUCACUCGUGCACAUGCAGGUGGGGUGCGUUUUGUGUACAGUAGUGAAAACUGUAGAUCUAUACUAUGGACACCUUGGAUAUUAUUUCAGUGCAUUAUCGCCUUCAAAAAGAUCUAUUAUAGAGAAGAUAUAACUGAUUGUAAUCGACACACGAUUGUGUUCUACAAAUCGAAGUUACAACGGAGCAUGUCCCUUGCCUAUGGUGUACCCGGCUGUUACUGUCAACUCUUAGAAGCUUGUGGCUUAGAUUUUGCAAAUGCAAAUCCUGCUGUGGAAAAUGGAUCCCAACAAGCUCUUUCUACCGCCAUGCUGAAGAUGAUAUAGCAAGGAAACAGAGAGCCCUUUGCCCCAAGUUCAGUUUCGAUGAAGAUGCCUAUAGAGAUCCUAAGCUUCAAUCACCUCUGUUUGAAGGAUCCGAAACUACCAUUUUGGAGGCAGUGACUGAACAUUUGUAUGUUUUCGCUGUAAAUCAUGGAAUGUCCAAAGGAGCUGUUUCUGAUGUUUUACAAAGUCAUAAAGCGACGCUUCCUAAACCAAAUCAAUUGCCAGGAUCGUUUCAGGAAGCUAAGCGGAUGAUAAAACAUUUGCUGAUACCCCUCUUGAAAUAUGAAGUGUGCAUCAAUGACUGUGUCAUAUUUCGAGACAAACACUUAGAUUUGGACCAGUGCCCAUCGUGUGGUGAACCAAGGAGGCUGAAUGGUUGUGUCCGAAAGUCGUUUACGUACAUGCCAAUUGGACCAAGACUUGCGAGAUGGUUCGGGACAUCAAACUUGUGCCAACUUCUUUACGCGGAUAAGAUAUCUAUCAAUGGGACAUUGACAGACUUUACCGAUGGUGAUCUUUACGAAUCUUGGUUUCGAGAAGGAGGUGUGUUUGAAAAUAUGAAAGAAGAACAUUGUGUUCCCCUCUCUCUAUUUGCGGAUGGAGUGAAUCCAAAUAAACACCAGUCUGCUCAGAAGUCUAUGUGGCCUGUUAUGUUGACUUGGAUAAACUUGCCAAGAAAUAUUCGACAGGUUCUUGGUCCAAUGCUGUUAGUGGGAAUAAUUCCUAGUGGAUUAAAGGGCUGUGAACCUAAAACAUUGGAGCCAUACUUUGAACUUUUAACAGAGGAACUCCUAGAGCUGACUGAAUUCCCUGUUUGGAUGUCAUACAUUGGAGCACCAGUGAAAGUGAAAGUUGCCUUGUUACAGUUCUUGUGUGACAUUCCAGCAUUCUCCAAAGUUUUACAUUUAAGUGGACAAGCAGCCCUUAGAUCAUGCCCCUACUGUCAAGAGAAUGGAUAUUACUGUCACCAUUUAAAGAAAACCAUCCAUUUGUCAAACAGAAGUUUCUUACCACUGGACGACAGUUUACGAAACUCUGAAGGCUUUGGACUGAAAGAAAGAGACACUAAUAUUCCUGUGGCUUAUUCUAGAGAUGAAGAGAUACAAAAGAGGAAGGAAUAUGACACCUUACCGAACAAAACCCAGAAACUGAAACACCAAAAACAGACCGGGCUGAAAGGAACAUAUAACUUCAUGAAACUGCCAUAUCAUGACAGAGCCAGUCAAAUGCAGCCAGAUGGGAUGCAUACCAUUGCAGACUUUAUAAAUCAUUUGAUGGACAUGUUAACUGGCAAACAUGACAGUUCCAGUGUCAGAAACUGUGAAAAAAAAUUCAACCGGUUUCCAGAGAUAUGGAUUCCUGAGGAUUAUUCAGCAUCCACCAUGGCAGCAUCACAGAGUACAAAAGGAAAGAAAUCCUUGAAAAGAAAGAGGAUUGGUGAAAAUGUGAAUCCACUGGACAUAGGACACUUUGCUUUGCCACGCACCCCUUGGUCACUUUCAAAGGAAGAAAUAAAGACUGCAGAUGAAAGAGCGUCCACUAUCAGAUACAGCACAAUGCAUGAAGUGACACCGGGACCACACUUUUCUAAACCUUGGACCCUACGUACUAUGUGUUCAAAAUUACAGUUUGUAACCAGUGGAGCUUUGGAAUGGUGCAUCAAAGGGUUUUUGCCAACUCAACAAGAAGAGACUCUACGCAAAGUUUUGGAUGUAAUCAGAAGACUGGUAACACCCACUCUGAGCCAACAGGACUUGCCCUUUCUGCAGAAAGAUGCUCAUACAGCAUUGGUUUUAUUUGAGAGAGAUUUUCCUUUGUCUAUGCAGAACCUGGUCACUCAUCUGUUGCAUCAUCUUGUUGAUGGCUUUUCCACCAAUGGACCACUGUAUGGGAGAUGGCUGUUUGCGUACGAGAGAGCGAAUGGAUGGAUCUCACGACAAUGCCUGAAGAAAGGAUCCGAAGAAUCCACUGUCAUGGAGACCUAUGCAGUUUAUGACUGGUGCAUGUACAUGGUACUGAGCAAGAAAUAUGUUCCAUCAGCAUCUACAGUGAAGAAUCGCCUUGCAUCCAUCUGUGACGACUUUGGACCAUUGUACAAAUUCGAUGCUGAAUCAGGGACAAAAGUGACUUUGACUAGUGAGUUGAAAACACAUAUGAAGACAUUUUACGAACUUGUCUUAAAAUUCAACAUCUUUCAUUUUGAAGAAAAGGUAAAGGAGAAGGUACGAUUCCACUCUGAUGAAAAAAAACUGUUUUCACAAAGUGCGGCCACAUCAAAGAAUGGAAGUUUGGUGAAGUUGUUUUGUCCAUCCGACAGCAACUUGUUUGGAAACAUUCGCAGUCUCUUUGAACACAAUGUGAACCUGACCCUCCAAACCUGGGCAGUGGUGGAUGUUUACCCCCGAGCUGAGAAGAGAGAUGGAAGUAUUGAUGUGCCAGACACCGUCAUCGGUCAAAGACUUAUUCAUGUGGAUUUAAUUUGUGAUCCUGCUGUGUAUGUUAAAAAAAAUGAGACAAUUCAUGUUCUUAAUUCUUGUUAAAGAUUUCUUUUGCAGGAAAUAUAUGUAAUGAACACAGUCACAAACUGUAUAGGAAUGCUUACAUGCAUACAUGGACCAUGGAUUGAAUGCAACUUGU